Doryrhamphus excisus (bluestripe pipefish) is the source of this 1532-nucleotide messenger RNA. It is a transcript of the gene ing5a, whose product is annotated as inhibitor of growth family, member 5a. The record is from RefSeq and is a predicted model, not a curated record. Gene Ontology annotation, cellular component: nucleus. Lineage: Eukaryota; Metazoa; Chordata; Actinopteri; Syngnathiformes; Syngnathidae. Gene Ontology annotation, molecular function: chromatin binding. Gene Ontology annotation, biological process: positive regulation of apoptotic signaling pathway; regulation of DNA-templated transcription.
CACGUGGGAAGCCUGUCACACGCGUUAACUGCGCAUGUGUUUCCACUAUCUACCCGCCGGCGGGACAGCCUGUGUUGCAAAACAACCCCGUUAGUAUAACUAUCCGCUCAACAGUUGAGGCCAAACGACGUUACGUUUGGUUAGGUGGGAGCUUCGUAAGUAAUCUGAAAUGGCGACGGCAAUAUAUUUGGAACAUUAUCUAGACAGUAUUGAGAAUCUUCCAUGUGAACUUCAGAGAAACUUCACCUUGAUGCGCGACUUGGACAACAGGACGGAAGAAAAGAAGGUAGAGAUUGAUAAGCUGGCCGAGGAGUACAUUGCCAACGUGAAGAACCUGGCGUCAGAGCAGCGAGUGGAACACCUACAGAAGAUCCAGAGUGCAUACAGCAAGUGCAAAGAGUUCAGUGAUGACAAAGUGCAGCUUGCCAUGCAGACCUACGAGAUGGUGGACAAACACAUCCGCAGACUGGAUGCAGACCUGGCACGCUUUGAGAACGAGCUGAAGGAGAAACUGGAAGUGAGCGGCUAUGCUAGCCCCGAAGGAAUAGCACUCAAAAAGACGGAGUCCCGCGGCCCUCGAGAGAAGCGCAGUUCCAGGGGAAGAGGAAGGAAAGGCUCAGAUGAAGACUCUCCAAAAAAGAAAAAGAUGAAAAACAGCCCAGACUUGAGCGAAACCAUCUUGCCCAUGCAGCCGUCAGACGUGUUGGACAUGCCAGUGGAUCCCAAUGAGCCCACAUACUGCCUGUGUCAUCAGGUGUCCUACGGCGAGAUGAUCGGCUGCGAUAACCCCGACUGUCCCAUUGAGUGGUUUCACUUUGCCUGCGUCGACCUCGCCACAAAGCCCAAAGGAAAAUGGUUUUGUCCACGAUGCACUCAAGACAAGAAGAAAAAAUAAGCAACUCAUUCUGUAUACAUAGCUGCACACCAUAGAAGUGGUGACUCAUUAAGCUUGUUUAAAAAGGCCCCAUGUGGAUUGUUGAGCACCAACACGCUUAAUUGUACAGCUUACAAAUUCACUCGUGUACAACUCAUAAUCCUGCAUUGCGGCUUUAGGAUACUUGAAAGUGUCGAUUUCAUAAGACUUUAUAAGUUGCUGUUUUUUUUUAAGCUGUAAAAGCCUGCUGAGAAAUGAAGCAUUUUAGACGUCCGUAAAAAAAAGAGAUUUUUAUGUUACCUACCUCCAGCACUAAUGUAAACAAAAUUGGAUAAACCAAACAAAUCUUUUUGUCUUUUUAACCAAAAAAAAAACUGACCUUUUUGAAUGUAUUGUGGUACUCGUGGUCAACUAAAAGCACUUUUUAAUAAUGAAUUUUACCUUUUAUUCAAAAGUUUGACACUGCAAAGUUGGUUUCCAUAUUAAUAUCAAACUAUGCCAUAUUUUGUAUGGACUUCUCACACAUGAACAUUUAUGUAAUUGGCUUCUCCCAUAAUCGACUGUGAACGUAAGUCAUGUAAGCCACAGACAAAGAGCCAAAGUUAAAGUAUUUUGUAUAUUCAAUAUUUGAUAUCAAAUAAAUAUAAUCUAUUAUUCA